GCGGUUUGAGCUUUACACUUCCGAACAUUCGCUUAAUUUUUUAUUUUUACUUUACACACUCUCUAUGGCGAUCUCGUUUCUCUAAGGUUUUGUUUUGAGCUGGAAAUUGAGUAGAUCGGAGAGUGGUAAGUGGUUGACGUUUAUUUUACGGAUGAAUGAGGGAGAAACUGGAAGCAUGAAUGCAGCUCUAGAAUUGUAAUACAAAUUAAGGUUGUAAAAUGAGAAUGGAUAGGACACAGCAUUUGACAAAGAAGCCUGCUGAUGUUAAAUGUCAAAGGGUAGAUGACUCCAUAGUCCCUGGCUUGGAAGAUGAAGCAACCGAGGUUGAGCAUUUACUUGUGGAACCUCAAAGUGAGCAUAUUUCAGUAGAUGGAGUCUUAUGUUUUGGGAAGGAGAGUAUAGAGAAGCAUUUGAAAAUGGAGGACUUCUCUUGUGCUUUUGAUUAUGGAUGGAAAAUUGGUUGUGGUGGGUUAGAUUCUAUCUAUGGUCAAGGAGGAGAUGAUUUGAAGCUUGAAGUUCUUGACGGGUUGCUGGAUGAAGUUGAUGAAAUGGAUGAUAUACAUGCAGCACAUGAUCUCUCCAGUGCAUGUGAAGAUUUUCUUUUGGAUAUUGAAUUCCCAGAAAAGUUUUCCGAGUUGGGUCAUGUUUCUCAUGAAGUAUCAAAUUUGCGUAACUCAAGUUCAGAAAGUCAUUCACCCGGAUUUAGUGGUAGUAACAGUGUUGGUGGCAUAUCAGAAUCAUUAUUUGUAACUGUUCAAGAAUCCAACUACAAGAACAGUGUGCUUGGGAAGAUGGUCAAUUGUGAUUUACGUCAUACCUUUGGGACCAAAUGCAGUUGUCCUGAUCCAGUUAUGGAAACUGGUCGACAUAGUAAAGAACAUGAUCAAGAUUUUGUCGAGUCUGAUGAUGAAAAACCUUUAGUGAGUUUUAUACUGUCUAACAAGAAGGUAAAAAGCUUUGUUGAAGUACCAAAAGGCGGCACUCAUCUCAGACAGAAGAGACUACGGAAGCCUACAAGAAGAUAUAUUGAAGAGUUCUCUAGACAUUCUACUACUGGAAAGAAGUGCCUUAAAAUCGAACCACAAAAAGAAUUUCCUCAAGUUCCAGAGUCUCAGCCACGGAGAGGACGUCCCAGGAAAAUCAUGCCAAAACUGGAGUUUGAAUCUGAUUGUGAGCUUUCAGCUUCUGAACCUGAAGACAAACGUAAGAGGACCAAAAGAUCCAAAACGGCUUUUGAUAGGAGGAAGCAUCAAAGGAUGUGGACCCUUGCUGAGGUGAUUAAGUUGGUUGACGGAAUUGCUCAGUAUGGUGUUGGAAGAUGGACUGAUAUUAAAAAGCUUCUAUUUGCAUCAUCUUCUCAUCGAACACCUGUUGAUCUGAGGGACAAAUGGCGAAACCUUCUAAGAUCUAGUUCUGCACAUGAACAAAACAUGCGAGAGUUACAGGAUGAGACUAAUACGAAGCAUAAUGUUCGCGUGCUACCAAAGACAGUGGUAUGUCGUAUCCGUGAAUUGGAAACCAUUCAUCCAUAUCCAAAGGUUCGUAACUCGAGCCUUUCAUCUGUUGAUUCCGACCCUUCAUCCAAACAACUGACAGCUGAAGGAGCUGCGGUUAGCUCUCACAGAAGAAAUUUACGACGGAAGAAUUGUAAUUGACGUGCAGUGAAGCAAAGCUAUAAUUCAAGUUUAGUUGUAAAGAAGCCGUCCCUUUAACACCCAUCUUAAUCUGCACAUAUAAAUGUUGUCAGACCAUUAGGAAUUAUGUGGUAAAUGCUGCAACAAGUGCAAAACACUAAUCUUACAGUCUCAAUAGCCAGUGAUAGGCCUAAACUGAUAUUUUGAGCAGCAUGUUUUGUGCACAGGCGUCAGUUUUAGCAUUGAAACUCGAAAACUGAGGUCAU
Molecule: messenger RNA, 1900 nt
Organism: Hibiscus syriacus
Lineage: Eukaryota; Viridiplantae; Streptophyta; Magnoliopsida; Malvales; Malvaceae
Exons: 10
Coding region: 219-1655 (478 amino acids)
Source: RefSeq, a predicted model, not a curated record